AGUCAACUGAUUGACUAUUUUAACAUUAAAAUCAGGUAGUAAAAAUAUGCCUCCGCGACAAAGGUCACCACAGAAAAACAGCAAAACAAAGCCUUCUCCGAAAUCCAAUAAUUUAGCUAAUCAAUCGGGUGAAAAAUCGUAUCCUGUUUGGAGUAUAAGCAAGCAUGUGAUACUGAAGUUGCUCAAGACAGUUGCCACAGUAACGCUGGUGUUCUAUGUUGUCAUCCCGGUGUUUGUGAAGACUAAUCCAUGGAUACAGAACAAAGUCAUCUUCCUCAAUCACUUGCGCUGGCCCCCUUUCAUAGACUACUCAGAGGCAGAGAUCAUUGUUCAGUGGCCCACCAGAAACUUCCACAUCACGACAGACCAGAACAUCAAACUUGGUCUCUGGCACAUUUUGCCAGAAAGUCUUCGAGUUUUGAAUCUUUCCCCGGACAGCUAUGAGGCACAACUGACCGACUCUAAACCCAUCAUUCUGUACCUGCAUGGAAACUCUGGCUCCAGGGCUGGGUGGCACAGGGUGGGUCUGUACAAGGUGCUUGCUAAGAUGGACUUCCACGUCAUAGCAGUGGACUACAGAGGUUAUGGAGACUCGUCUGGCAGUCCCUCAGAGGAUGGUGUGGUGGCGGAUGCCUUGUUUGUGUAUCGCUGGCUGAGGGAGAGGCAGGGCAGGUCACCACUCUACAUCUGGGGACACUCCUUAGGCACUGGAGUUUCAACAAAGUUGGCCAGAAUUAUUAGCAGAAGUGGUGAGGCUCCAGACGGGGUGAUUCUCGAGUCUGGGUUUAACAACAUUUUAGAUGCUGCUAAAUACCACCCAUUAGCUUCGCCAUUCAAGAUGAUCCCUUGGUUCAACUGGCUCUUCCUGGAUACAAUCACUGCCAACGACAUCCACUUUCAGAGUGACCAGAGCAUUGCCGAUGUAACACCACCAUUGUUGAUGCUGCAUGCUGAAGACGAUGUCAUUGUGCCCUUCCAUCUCGGGGUGAAGCUGUACGAGGCAGCCGUGACAUCCCGUCCAGACUCCUUCGGGGCAGCUCAGUUUGUUCCCUUCAAUGCCAGUCUUGGCUAUGGGCACAAGCUGAUCUUCAUGGCCCCAGAGCUACCAGAUAUUAUCAGGAAGUUCAUGACAAGAUGUGAGAACAAACAGAAUUGACCAUGUGAUAGAAAAUAGACCAUAAGAACAAACAGAUUUGACCAUGUGAUAGAAAAUAGACUUUGAGAACAAACAGAAUUGACCAUGUGAUAGAAAAUAGACCAUAAGAACAAACAGAUUUGACCAUGUGAUAGAAAAUAGACUCUGAAAACAAACAGAAUUGACCAUGUGAUAGAUAAUAGACUCUGGGGAUAAACAGAUUUGACCAUGUGAUAGAAAAUAGACUUUGUGAACUAACAGAUUUGACCAUUUGAUAGAAAAUAGACGCUGAGAAUAUCAUGUGAUAGGAAAUAGAAAGUUUAAACGGCUUUGUAUUUGCUCAGGAAUUUGGUAAUAUUUUUGUUUUAAUAUUUAAUGUUGUUGUUUUUCUUGUUUAAUAAUCAAUUGUUUAAUUUCUUUAGACUGGCUGGCUGAUAUGAGCCUGUCUAUAUAUUUUGAUUUUACCAUCCUUGAAACAAGUUUUUUAGCAUAUCAAUGGCAUACCGGUAAUUUUUUAUGUAGUUAAUUCAGUCAAUACUUGUCAGGUAAGAUGCUACAAUAUACAUGCUUGUAAAACAUGAUACAUGAAAUUAGUAUUACCAUUUGUAUAUCACAAUAUGGAUCUGUUAUUGUGUGUGUCUAAUGUAUAUAUAUAA
This is a messenger RNA of Dreissena polymorpha, 1791 nucleotides long. Its product is annotated as lysophosphatidylserine lipase ABHD12-like. Gene Ontology annotation, cellular component: endoplasmic reticulum membrane. The coding region runs from base 47 to 1156 and encodes 369 amino acids. The transcript is spliced from 12 exons. The record is from RefSeq and is a predicted model, not a curated record. Lineage: Eukaryota; Metazoa; Mollusca; Bivalvia; Myida; Dreissenidae. Gene Ontology annotation, molecular function: phosphatidylcholine lysophospholipase A1 activity; monoacylglycerol lipase activity. Gene Ontology annotation, biological process: monoacylglycerol catabolic process; phosphatidylserine catabolic process.